AUGUCACACUCUUCUGAUGAAGAAGAAGGUUUUGCUGGAGACUUGUUUGGUGCUGAAGAAGAGAUAGAAACAAUUGAAGUAGCACCUACUUUUGAAGUCUAUGCAAGAACAUCUUUACCUCUAGAUGAUCCACAAAGAGAGAUUAAAAUUAAACUGGUGGGUUCUCAUCCUUUAUGGGCUCAUCAUUUAUGGAAUGCAUCCAAAGUGUUUGCUUCAUUAUUUGACAAUACACCUCGUCUUGUGAAAAACAAGAGUAUACUUGAAUUAGGUGCUGGUGGAGCCUUGCCUAGUCUGGUAGCUGCAUUGAAUGGUGCAUCCACUGUGGUUGUGACAGACUAUCCUGAUAAAGAACUAAUCGAGAAUAUUGAAUACAAUGUAAAGCAUACCAUUCAACAACAACAACAACAACAACAACAGAAUGUGAUUGUAGAAGGCUAUAUUUGGGGCACACCCACCGACAAGUUACGAGCUCAUUUACCCAAAGGUCAAUCGACAUUUGAUGUGUUGAUCUUGAGUGAUCUUGUGUUUAACCAUUCACAACAUCAUGCUAUGCUCAAAACAUGUCGUGAACUAUUGACACCCAAUACAGGCCGUGUUUAUGUGUUCUAUACUCAUCAUAGACCUCAUUUGGCUCAUCGUGAUCUUGAAUUCUUUGAAAUUGCACAACGCCCUGUACAAGACAAUGUGGAUCCAGAAGAUCGGGAUAGAUUGGGUUACGGAUUCAAAGUGGAUCACUUCAUGACACAAAAGAUGCAUGUCAUGUUUAAAGAAGAUCCAGGAGAUGAACAAGUCCGUGCCACUGUGCAUGGUUGGCAAAUGUGGAUAGAAGAAUAG
This is a messenger RNA of Gilbertella persicaria, 834 nucleotides long. RefSeq names its product putative methyltransferase-domain-containing protein. The record is from RefSeq and is a predicted model, not a curated record. Gene Ontology annotation, biological process: peptidyl-lysine dimethylation. The coding region runs from base 1 to 834 and encodes 277 amino acids. The transcript is spliced from 3 exons. Gene Ontology annotation, molecular function: protein-lysine N-methyltransferase activity. NCBI's taxonomy places the organism in Eukaryota, Fungi, Mucoromycota, Mucoromycetes, Mucorales, Choanephoraceae.